Brassica oleracea var. oleracea is the source of this 1018-nucleotide messenger RNA. Its product is annotated as putative glutamine amidotransferase YLR126C. Lineage: Eukaryota; Viridiplantae; Streptophyta; Magnoliopsida; Brassicales; Brassicaceae. The record is from RefSeq and is a predicted model, not a curated record. The coding region runs from base 137 to 889 and encodes 250 amino acids. The transcript has 3 exons. Gene Ontology annotation, cellular component: cytosol.
GGUCGACCAAGUCCAAUCUCAUUUAGAUACACACAUACUUGCGUGUUUCUUCUCCAUUGCUCCUUGUCUCUCUCUCUCCUUAUCUCUCUUCUCACGUAAUCAACUUCUCUCUUCGUGUUUUCUCAGCCGGUUAAAAAUGGUUGACCAGAAGAAAUUCGCUCUGUUUCUAGCAACUCCUGAUUCAGAGUUCGUUAAGAAAGCGUACGGAGGGUACCACAACGUGUUCGUGGAGACGUUCGGAGACGAGGGAGAGCAUUGGGACUCGUUUAGAGUCGUGGAAGGCGAGUUCCCCGACGAGAAAGAUCUUGAGAAGUACGACGGUUUUGUUAUAAGCGGAAGCUCUCAUGAUUCCUUCCAGAAUGAUCCUUGGAUCCUUAAGCUAUGUGAGAUUGUCAAGAAACUUGAUGAGAUGAAGAAGAAGGUUCUUGGCAUCUGCUUUGGUCACCAGAUCAUAGCUAGAGUUAGAGGAGGAACAGUUGGGAGAGCAAGGAAGGGACCAGAGCUUAAACUUGGAAAGAUAACCAUCGUGAAGGAUGCAAUCACACCAGGAAGUUACUUCGGAGACGAGAUUCCAGACAGCAUAGACAUCAUAAAACUACACCAGGACGAAGUGUUGGUGUUGCCGGAAGGUGCCAAAGUACUAGCUUAUUCAGACAAGUACGAGGUGGAGAUGUUCUCCAUUGAAGAUCAUUUAUUCUGUAUUCAAGGACAUCCAGAAUAUAACAAAGAGAUUCUGUUUGAGAUUGUAGAUCGUGUUCUUCGUCUUGGCUACAUCAAGCAAGAAAUGGCUGAUGCGGCAAAGGCCUCGAUGGAGGGUAAGGGAGCUGACAGGAAACUUUUGGAGACGAUUUGCAAGAACUUCCUCAAAGGCAGAGUUCCAGCUAACUAGUUGUUUCACUACCAAGUUAUCUAUUUGCCUCUUAUUAUAUUGGAACAUUUAUGGAUUUAUGAUCUUGCUUAUUCAUAUUCUAUGUAUAACCUAUUAAUCUCAAUCGUGACAUAUUUAUCUAUGUUUUCA